Nicotiana tabacum (common tobacco) is the source of this 573-nucleotide messenger RNA. Lineage: Eukaryota; Viridiplantae; Streptophyta; Magnoliopsida; Solanales; Solanaceae. The record is from RefSeq and is a predicted model, not a curated record.
AUGGUUAGCUUCAUACCUGGAAAUCUCAGUUUGAAGGGGUCAGACAACCCCAAGGACAAGAAUUACAAGCCGCCUGUUUCUGCCCCAACUGACCAGUCUGAAGAGCCGGUUGCGGUGGAGCCCUCCACUAAGCCUGCCUCCACAGUUGAUGACAUGCCUCCCGGACCUUCCACUACUGCUGGUCCUUCUACAUCAGCUGGCCCGGGGAUUCCAUCUUCCUGGGAGUCUGUGAAGGAGAUUAGAGCGUAUGUGGACAGACUGAAGGCAGACCAGCUGCCUUUAGAUUUGCUACUUGAGGAUCCAGCUCCAGCAGCAGUACCAGCAGCAGAGCCAUUGCAGGAGCAGACACAGAGGCUUCCUAAGAAGAAAAGGAAGCUCCCCAGUGCAGAUGAGGUGAUCAUCCAGUUGGCGGACCCACCGGAGGCUUCCUCUAGUCAGCCACAAGAUGUUCCUGAGAUUCAGCCCGUCCAGGUCCAGGCCCCAGUCCCAGCAGCUGAGCAGCAGGAGACCGGAAAUCAGUCUGAGAUUCCCGCGCAUACAAAGGACCCGGGGACCACUGAUGAUCCCAUGUAA